CUUUAAAAUUAAUAUUGGGCCUAGCGAUGAACCGGGCCAACGCCCAUUAAACAUAUCCGAUAAUAGUUUAAACCCGGAGAGACUCAAAGUAGAGAAAACCCUAAUUGUAUAUAAACUAAAAAUACUUCCUUAAUUCUUCACUUCUUCAUCGCCGUCUGCACAAAACCCUAAUCUCACAAUCUCCUACGAGAUCUAUCAGUCUCCACGAAGAUGAAGGUUGUUGCCGCAUACUUGCUCGCUGUUUUGAGCGGAAAAGCUUCACCAACCAGUGCCGAUAUCAAGACUAUCCUUGGAUCAGUUGGUGCUGAGACAGAGGAUUCUCAGAUUGAGCUUUUGUUGAAGGAAGUGAAAGGAAAAGAUUUGGCUGAGUUGAUUGCUGCUGGAAGGGAGAAGUUAGCUUCAGUGCCGUCUGGUGGCGGAGGUGGUGUUGCGGUUGCUUCUGCUACAUCUGGAGGUGGAGGAGGUGGUGGUGCUUCUGCUGCUGAGUCCAAGAAAGAAGAGAAGAAGGAAGAAAAGGAAGAAUCCGAUGAUGACAUGGGUUUCAGUCUAUUCGAGUAAGCUGGUAGUAGCAUGAAAAGUCCGGUUUUGUUGUCCUCUUUUAAUAUUGUAACCUUUUGAAAUCUAUAUGUUGUUGUUGUUUAGUUUGUAUUCGAUCAUCUUUUUUAGACAUUGCUGAAAUUCUCAAGAGUUUUUGACCCGAAUGUCAUUUGCACUUUGUUGUUAGCAUUUCUGCUUCUAUCUCAAUCGCCUUUGUCACUCUGGAGUUUUUAGUAGCCAACAAAAGCAUUGGUCCUAGUCAUGGUCUUAAAUCUUGACUCGAAUGGUGAUGAGAUACCUCUAGCCUUGACUUUGCUAAUGAU
This is a messenger RNA of Arabidopsis thaliana (thale cress), 860 nucleotides long. Its product is annotated as 60S acidic ribosomal protein family. Bases 211 to 558 code for a protein of 115 amino acids. NCBI's taxonomy places the organism in Eukaryota, Viridiplantae, Streptophyta, Magnoliopsida, Brassicales, Brassicaceae. Gene Ontology annotation, molecular function: structural constituent of ribosome. Gene Ontology annotation, cellular component: cytosolic large ribosomal subunit; ribosome. The record is from RefSeq and is marked reviewed. Gene Ontology annotation, biological process: cytoplasmic translational elongation; translational elongation. The transcript has 4 exons.